AAUAAAAAUAUUGUUCUGAUUGUUCUUACUAUUAUAUUUUUCCAAUGAUUUAAAGGAUUUCAAAGUAAAACAAUUUCAGGUGUUUUUCAUUGAACGUUUUUUUAAUGAUUUUUUUAUAUGUGUGUUAUCUGACCAUGUAUUGCCAGAUUUAUGUUUAAACGGCACGUGGCCGCAAAAGUUUGAGAACCACCGGUUUUAUUCUAUAAUUUCUGUUGUAGCAAUUCACCUUUCGGCACUCCUCCUCUCGCCAAUUAAUCCCAUUCCUCCGACCUGCAGCUGAACUAACCCUGUCUCGAAUGAGGGUCCAGUGGGACUGUAGCACUGACUGCACACACACCUCCAGGUUAAACACCGCCACAUCAUGAUAGGCUUACAGAGAAAAUCUGACCUGAGCAGACUAUUCUGCUGCUUUCAGACCAAAAUGAUAUCGUUGUGUGUUAAUACCGAACAUCAGAUGGAUGAGUAAAAUUGACUCUGGAUUAUACCGUCAUGAGAAUAUGAUGACUUUUCGAAAUCCUUCCUCUCAUAAACACUUGACCGGUUACAUGCGCGCGAGGAACCGGAGGGAGAACUGGCUCGCGGUGGUUCUGCUUCGAGUCUCGCGCCGGGAUUUGAGCUUCUGUCUCACCGCUCUCCUCAUAUUCUGUCUGGGGUCUGUGUUAUAUCAGUUCAACGGAGGAGCACCAAAACUCCUGCUGGAUGUGGGAUAUUAUAUAGGGAGAUUUUCUGGUGGCCAUGGACCUUUAGCACCCAGAGCUUUACCUUUCCCAAGUCAGGUUGUGUAUAACAGGGUUGGUAAGUGUGGAAGUCGCACUAUAGUUUUGUUGCUGCGCAUGUUGGCGGACAGACAUCAGUUCACUCUUGUCUCCUCUGAUAUUCACAACAAGACCAGACUCACCAAACGUGAACAGGAAAAUCUCAUUAGAAACAUCAGCACAACUCCUCAGCCAUUUCUUUACACCCGACAUGUGCAUUUUCUCAACUUUAGCAGGUUUCGAACGGAUGAGCCCGCACACAUCAAUAUCAUCAGAGAUCCAAUCAACCGAUUUUUAUCCAAUUAUUUUUUCCGGCGGUUCGGCGACUGGAGAGGGGAAGAGAAUCACGUCGUACGAACCCCUGCGAUGAAAGACGACGAAAGAUACUUAGACAUCAGCACAUGCAUCUUGGAAAGCUACCCAGAAUGCUCCAAUCGGCUCUUCUACAUUAUCCCAUAUUUCUGUGGGCAGCAUCCUCAGUGCAGAGAGCCGGGUUUGUGGGCGCUGGAAAAGGCCAAGCAGAACGUUCUGGAUCAUUACCUGCUGGUAGGGGUGUUGGAGGAACUUCAGGAUGUGUUGCUUCUGCUGGAGAGACUCCUUCCACACUUCUUCUCUGACGUCUUGAACAUCUACGAAAGUCCAGAAUACAGGAAGCUGGGGAACAUGACGGGCACCGUCCACAAACAGACUCCUAAUCUCGAGGCCCUGCAGGUGCUUUAUCAGCGCAUGGAGUACGAGUACAAAUUCUACAACUUUGUCAAAGCAGAGUUCCACCUCACCAAGAGGAAGAUCGGUCUGAGAACAGGCCCACAACCCUCCAGACAUUAUUCAAGUGUGCUUCAGGAAACAGAAGACUCACUCGACUGGACCGAACAGACCUGA
This is a messenger RNA of Pimephales promelas (fathead minnow), 1637 nucleotides long. RefSeq names its product uronyl 2-sulfotransferase. Gene Ontology annotation, molecular function: sulfotransferase activity. Gene Ontology annotation, cellular component: membrane. The record is from RefSeq and is a predicted model, not a curated record. Lineage: Eukaryota; Metazoa; Chordata; Actinopteri; Cypriniformes; Leuciscidae.